Molecule: messenger RNA, 674 nt
Organism: Symbiodinium sp. CCMP2456
Lineage: Eukaryota; Dinophyceae; Suessiales; Symbiodiniaceae
Source: the annotation of a GenBank genome assembly
GUCGCCCAGAUGAGUCAUUCGAACGGCUCUCGAAGGUGUGGGAGGAAACCACAACGGAGGAGAUGCUAGGUGACCCUGACGGGUUCACAACUCUCGAUGCAAAGAUCCUCUCAGCAAUCACCAAUGUGCUCGAGGGCGAUUUCGCCAGACAGAUUGACACGUUUAAGGAACGAGAGGGACUGCAUUUUGCAGGUUCGGCAUCCCAAGCCGAGGGAUGCGCGUUCCGGAAGGAUACGCCGAGUUAUGACAACAAGUGUAUCAACUCCACUUACCCUGCUCUGGCAUCUGUCAAGUUUUGGGGUUCACCGGAGUUCUACUUCAUCCCUACGUCUCCUCACGAAACCAACUGGAGACUUGUCACACAGGAAGCGCGUGAGCAGCUCCGCGAAAAGUAUCCUGUGAACUACAAGCCUAAAAGCGAUGAUCAGGACAUUCGGGAUGCCCAAGCUAGUGCUAAAAUGCUUCGGUCCACGAUUGAGGGGAUGUAUGAAGGUGCAACACCAACUUGCAGGUUCUGUUGCAAGACCGAGUUUGGUUGCGACAAAUGCAUUGACGCUAACCUAACGGUUGGUAGUCCUGCUGGAGAGGCCAAGUCUGCUAACGACAUUGACAUGGAGUGGAUUGCCGAUACCGGGAGUGCUCAGGAGUUGAUUUCCAAGAAUGAGCUACUUUAA